CCCACAGGUUUCCAUGCAGUACAACCCCGGCUGGAACGGCUCCUCCGUGAACCUGCUGCACGUGCGGGCGGCGGGGCCGGGGGACAGCCUGCACUACGUGUGGAGCAGCAUCGGGGCCCCAGCCGUGCUCCUGGUGGCCACCCAGAGUCCCAGCAGUGCCCUGAGGGUCAACUGGACCCAGCUGCUCUCCCCCAGUCCUGCUGGAGCCAUCUGGAUCGACCCUCCCGACAGCGUGGUCUAUUCCACGGCCGUGGUCUUCACCAAGCUGUUCGAGUUCAGGGAGGCCAAACCUUCGGGACAGCUCUUCUACCCCACCUAUGACCUGUCUGAGUUCUCCUGGGACAGCCUCAACCACACCCUGAACCUCACAGCGCUGACGGCCGAGCUCCGCGGGGUCCCGGCCACCGACCCCGGCAGCGGCUUCUCCAACGGCAGCCUGGCAUUCCGGGUGACAGCCUACGAGGCCGGGGGCCGUGAGGGACGCCUGCCCAGCCUCCUGCACACGGCAGACAGCUCCCAGCUGGAAUUCAUCCUGGCUGGGGUGGCCCCACGGGGAAACGGCUCCCGCUUCGUGCUGGAGGUGGCCACGGUGGAGGAGGAGGGAGCGGUGCGGAGGCUGCGGUCCGAGAGAUCCAUCGAUGACGAGUACACCCCCACCAUCUUCGAGGUGCUGUCCCUGCUUGCUGAGCCCCAGAACGGCAGCUCCACGCUCGGCUUCCUGCAGUGGAAGGCGACGGCCUACGGCUCCCGCAGGCCCCGGCGCGAGGACGGGAUCCGGUGCCGGGCUCAGGGGCUGCGGGCGGCCAACGGGAGCCUGCCCGUGUCCAGCAUCCUCCAGGCCUACUUUGGGGACAGUUUGGGCAGCAGCUGCACCAUCAGCGCCCUCAAUGUGUCCUUUGGGGGAGAGGAGGGAGAGGUGUAUCAGGAGAGGAGAUACCUCAGCUGGUCGGUGCUGCUGGGUUUUGGGGAGCCCCCCAGGGACAGUUUCUCCCCUCUGGUGAUUUCCAUCGCGGCCGUGGCUCUGGGCACACCCCUGGCCCUGCUGCUGCUGGGGAGCUGCGGGCUGCUGCUGGCACAGAGGAGACGCUACUCCGAGUACGAGCCCAUCAACUGAGGGAUCCCAGGAGAGCCCAGGGAUCCUCCCCGUUCCUGGGGAUGCACAGCCCCUCCUCUGCCUCCCCUCUGAGCCCCGAGGGCAGCGGGGUGAUGCUGGCAGCUGCCCCACACCGAGGAUCCCCUGCGGCUGCUCCUUCCCCGCUGCCGCCUCCUGCGCUGGGUUCAGCUUCCUCCCCGGAUUUUUCCUGAUCGUGAAGCUAAGGGAAUCGAUGGGGGGAGUUUGGUCAGGAAAUCCUCCUUCUCCUCCUUCUCCUCCUCCUCCUCCUUCUCCUCCUCCUUCUCCUCCUCCUUCUCCUCCUCCUCCUCCU
This is a messenger RNA of Parus major (Great Tit), 1424 nucleotides long. It is a transcript of the gene GLMP, whose product is annotated as glycosylated lysosomal membrane protein. NCBI's taxonomy places the organism in Eukaryota, Metazoa, Chordata, Aves, Passeriformes, Paridae. The record is from RefSeq and is a predicted model, not a curated record. Gene Ontology annotation, cellular component: lysosome. The transcript has 5 exons. The coding region runs from base 14 to 1114 and encodes 366 amino acids.